Molecule: messenger RNA, 897 nt
Organism: Plasmodium adleri (nom. inval.)
Lineage: Eukaryota; Apicomplexa; Aconoidasida; Haemosporida; Plasmodiidae
Product: pre-mRNA-splicing factor
Exons: 2
Coding region: 1-897 (298 amino acids)
Cellular component (GO): nucleus; cytoplasm; ribonucleoprotein complex
Molecular function (GO): mRNA binding
Source: RefSeq, a predicted model, not a curated record
AUGGUAAUACGUGAAAGUGUAUCGAGAAUAUAUGUUGGUAAUUUGCCAUCACAUGUCUCUUCAAGAGAUGUAGAAAAUGAAUUUCGAAAGUAUGGUAAUAUAUUAAAGUGUGAUGUAAAAAAAACAGUAUCAGGAGCUGCUUUUGCAUUUAUAGAAUUUGAGGAUGCACGAGAUGCAGCAGAUGCAAUAAAAGAAAAAGAUGGUUGUGAUUUUGAAGGAAAUAAAUUAAGAGUAGAAGUACCUUUUAAUGCUAGAGAAAAUGGAAGGUAUAACGCUAGAGGUGGUGGAAGGGGUAUGAUGCAUAGAGGUCCAAAAUCACGAAGAGGAAGAUAUGUAGUUGAAGUUACAGGACUGCCAAUAUCAGGUAGCUGGCAAGAUUUAAAGGAUCACUUAAGAGAAGCAGGUGAAUGUGGUCAUGCAGAUGUAUUUAAAGAUGGUACAGGUGAAGUAUCCUUCUUUAAUAAAGAUGAUAUGCUUGAAGCUAUAGACAAGUUUAAUGGAUCAAUAUUUAGGUCACACGAAGGAGAAAAAUCAAAAAUAUCUAUCAGACAAAAAAAAACAUUAUGGAGACGUGACGAUGGAGGUUAUGGAAGAUAUAAUAGUAGACACCGAAGCUACUCUAGUAGGAGUUAUUCCAGAAGUGGAAAACGAUCCUAUACUAGAAGCAGAAGUAGAAGUUACAGUAGCAGAAGUUAUAGUAGAAGUAGAAGCUCAAGUAGUCGAAGUCGAAGUAGAAGUAUGGACAGAAGAAGAGAUACUUAUGAUAAAAAAAGAAGUUAUUCAAGAAGUUUAUCAUACCAAGAAAGAAGAAGAAAUAAUAGAACUAUAUCAAAAUCAAGGUCCAGAUCAAGAACAAAUUCGAGAUCAUCAUCAUGGUCCCAUAAAAGAAGACAUUAG